UUUAAUUCCUCAACCAAACCAAGCCGAACAAACCCCUCCUUUCUGCUUCCCUCAACACCAAUCAUGGCUGUCAAGGUUUUUGCCUCUCUGUUCAUCUUCAUGACAAUCUCUAGCCAUGUGGCAUCGGACCCUGAUCCGCUUCAAGAUAUCUGUGUUGCCGACAAAUCUUCAGGAAUAAAGGUAAAUGGAUUUGUUUGCAAGGACGAGGCCAAGGUUACGGCGGCGGAUUUCUUCUUCAACGGGCUGGCUAAGGCGGCGGUAGUCAACAAUUCAGUGGGAUCCGUCGUGACAGCCGCCAACGUCGAGAAAAUUCCGGGUCUUAACACUCUGGGCGUGUCUCUGUCUCGCAUUGACUAUGAGGCCGGUGGCCUUAAUCCACCCCACACGCACCCACGCGCCACCGAGAUGAUUUUCGUGCUGAGUGGAGAACUGGAUGUGGGGUUCAUCACCACCGCGAACAAGCUGAUCUCAAAGAGCAUCAAGAAGGGGGAUAUCUUCGUGUUCCCCAAGGGUCUAGUCCACUUCCAGAAGAACAAUGGCAACGAGCCCGCCUCCGUGAUUUCAGCGUUCAAUAGCCAGUUGCCUGGAACUCAAUCUAUCGCCGUGACCCUGUUCUCUGCAUCCCCGGCAGUGCCGGAUAAUGUCCUGACCAAGGCGUUCCAGAUUGACACCAAGGAAGUCGAGAAAAUUAAAUCCAGGUUUGCGCCGAAGAGCUAGAACCAGAAGAAUUAUUAGAUGGCCAAAUUUGUCCUCCUCUUCUUUUUUCUUUUUUUUUUUUUAAUUUAAUAAAAAAAUUCCCAAACU
Molecule: messenger RNA, 804 nt
Organism: Rubroshorea leprosula
Lineage: Eukaryota; Viridiplantae; Streptophyta; Magnoliopsida; Malvales; Dipterocarpaceae
Source: the annotation of a GenBank genome assembly